Psylliodes chrysocephalus is the source of this 4320-nucleotide messenger RNA. NCBI's taxonomy places the organism in Eukaryota, Metazoa, Arthropoda, Insecta, Coleoptera, Chrysomelidae. The record is from the annotation of a GenBank genome assembly.
AUGUUUCUUCUUUUGUUUUGGGCCGCUACGCUCGGCCUGACCUCUGCUGUGGGCCUUCCGUCAAUGAGAGACAGUUUGACGAAUCCCGUCCAUGUAUAUGAGGGUGAUGACGCUCUUAUCACUUGCGUUGCCAGGAAUGUCGGUACUAAUACUGUUAUGUGGAAGAAAGACGACAGAGAAAGGCACAGUAUGAGGGUGUUGACAGCUGGUGAAAACCGAGUUACCGCCGAUAAGAGAUACGGGGUUUUACACGAUUCAGAUACUAUAUCCAGUAAACCUGGAGGUCCUCCCGAAUUACCAUCAGGAGGCGACGUGUGGGUACUAGUCAUUGAAAAUUCGAAGCCAUCUGACUCAGGAGUAUAUGUAUGUGAAGUAAAUAGUAGUCCGAUAGUAAGAAGUUUUCAUAAAUUAAGUGUUUUGUCAAAGUCGAUGCUUCCUCCGAACAUAACCACAACUGAUUCAUCCACUUCAGUGGAAGACCAAAGACAAAUCAGUAGCAGAAACCAUAAUUAUACAGAUUGUUGUAUUACCAAGAAUGUUUCCUCAGCUUGUUUGGGAUUCUGCAAUAUACAAAGUAUUUUGGAAGGCACGACUGGACAAGAUCCGGAGCAGUGCGAAUCAGAUUUUCCGUCGAUCGUCAGCUGCAUGGCCGACGGCAGGAAUCACGUGCCGUGUUGCAUCCAGGAAAGGGUUCCAGAUAUAUGUCAAGAUGUCUGUAGAGGAGAAUACACCGCUAUUACCGAUAAUAUCAAGACGCAUUUCUCGUGCUCGUCGUAUACGGAGCAAACAUUGGCGUGCAUUGUUGAAGGAAUUGAGCUUCUUCCAAGUCCUCCAGAAAACGUAGAAGUAGAAGCACUUACUGAAAAAUCUCUUAGCGUGGUGUGGUCACCAUCGACAUCGAAUAGCGAAACUAUAACCGAAUUCGUUGUGAACGUAACGUCUUUGAAAAGCUUCGAUGAAAGGGAUUUCGAUAGUUCCAGUAAAAAUGGGAGUUCUUUUAGACACAGCGUGUCCGUGAAAGUACCUGGAAGUCAACGUAGUACCGUUUUGCAGGACUUGAUACCGUUUACGAUGUAUGAAAUUACAGUUACUGCCGUCAAUACCCACGGAAGCAGCCUUCCAAGUUACAGCGUCCGUUCCUUAACGCUAACCCCUGGAAACAUCAAACAAACAACCACAGGUCAAGCGCCCCAACUACCGGACAUCAAAAGCUGCUGCUCGAAUAAGGGCAUCGUUCACAAAACCUGCAUGACUAAACUAUGUGACCCAGUAAUGGCUUCUUCGGUGGAAAUCACCGAUCUGAUGAUAUGCGCCCCAUGGGCUGCCGAUACUUUUGGCUGUUUGGCAAACGGUAUGGAUCAUACGCCAUGUUGUCGAGCUAGGGGGCUACCAGAUAUCUGUCAGCAGUUGUGCACUGGAAACGUUUCGAGCAUUGAUUUUAAUUACUUUAAAUGCCUCCGAUACAUGAGCGAAUACACGAAUUGUCUCCUCCAAGGAUACGGCGUACUUCCGAGCGCUCCCACCCAAUUCAGACUUACCAAUAUCGAAACGGAAUUCGCUAUUUUGCACUGGUCGCCGCCAAAAACUCUCGGCGAUACGGCCAUUUAUUAUAAUGUGUUCGUACGAGAAGUCGACGAUGAAAAUAUGGACUUUACAGUUAUCAGGAAGGUGCACAGUCCUCAUAUUCUGGAAGAUUUACAAAGCGAAACCGAUUACGAAGUUUAUGUCGAAGCUGUUAAUAUGCACGGCGUUGGUAUGCCCAGUAGUAUUUUGACGUUCAGGACUGAAAGUAAGUUAAUUGAAGAAAAAAUCGAAGAAGCUCAAAUCUACAACGUAACGGCUUGCUGCGAAGAAGCCCAAAUUAACACCGUAUGCUAUCCUCUCUGCUCCUACGACGCAAGUAUGACCGAUAUCAAGGCGCUAGCUAGUGUGUGUUCAGCAGACUUUCAAAGGAUUCUGAAAUGUGCAGCUGGAGGUCGAAAUCAUGCAACGUGUUGUCAUCGACGAGGCGUUCCUUCAGGAUGUUUGCCAAUUUGUAAUGGCGUCAUGCUCAGUUCGUUUUCUUCGUCUUCUACUAGCUGUGUGCCAUAUAUCGGGAAUAUAGCUCAGUGCUUCGAAGAAGGUGCAGAAAAAUUACCUGGACCAGUAUCAGCCCUUCACGGGGUAGUUGUAGAUGAACACACCAUUCUUCUUGAAUGGAACGCGCCAGAUAAUUCAACAAACAUUACAGAUUAUGUGAUAAAUUACCAAAAAGUAGAUAAUACGUCAAUGUAUGAGACUGUGUCCAAAUUAGAUAAGCAAAUAAAUACGACAAUGACGACUGCUACCCUCACUGAUUUAGAAGAAAACCAGUUAUACCAUAUCUUUGUAGUAGCUAGGAACGAUGAGGGAACUUCGCUUCCUUCAUCAAUAAUUGUGAUAAAGUUAGUCAAAUCAGAUCAAUCCAAAUGGGUGAAGGGCGUUACUUCACCACCCCAUUCAUUAGCAGUUGCAAGUCACAGCGCCACUUGGGUCACCAUCACUUGGCAACCACCAGAAUUCAGUCAUCCCUCAGAAAUCAUCACGUACAGAAUUUUCCAUAAAUCGACCGCCGAAGACCAAUUCCACAUCAAGAACGUGACAGUAACGUCUUACACGAUAAGCAGCCUGAAUCCCAACACCCAGUACAUCGUUUAUAUUCAAGCUGUAUCAGAAAAGGGUCUUAGCAUGCCGUCGGAGACUCUGAUAGCAUGGACUGAUCCAGCUUAUCCCGCUUUCGUCGAACCACCAACUGUUCACCCGAUGCAUUUGGUAAUAGAAGGUAGCAGCAUGACGAUUCUGUGUAUAGCCAUGGGAACUCCAAUGCCUACAAUUUCAUUAUACAUUAGCGGAAGGCUCGUCAGACAAGAAACCACCAGGCACAUGGUCACAGUCAUACACAAUGUCACCAAGGAUAUGGACCAGAUUUCGUGUUAUGCUGAUAAUGGUUACGGCACACCCAUGCAAGCUUCUAGGAAAAUAACUAUAAGUCAUGGCCCGCACAUCCAGGCCAGUGGCAUAACGAUGACAACCUUAGGCGAUUCAGUGACCUUGGAGUGUAAAGUAGAGGCCCAACCAGAACCGAAGAUGAUCUUCUGGAGGAACCACGAAGACAGAACGCCCGUGAUUCAAGGGGGUAAAUACGACAUCAUUACCAAACCGAUCAGAGAUGAAGAACAUAAGUAUCUGAUGCAGUUAACAAUUAAACAGAUCACUGAUAUGGAUGUCGGUGACUACUAUUGUCAUGCAGAGAAUGUUUUCGGUACUGCAACACAACCUGUCUCAGUUAGAAUCAGAAAUUUGGCAUCUACUAAUAAUUUAACACAAUGCUGCAUUGAACAGAACGUUACCAGUCCUUGUAUGGACGCAUGUUCGUUCUAUUUGGACAUCGAUGCUGUUAUUGACAAGUUGGAAUGUAUUAACGAUUUUGGAAAGUUAAUGAAAUGUGCCGCUGAUGGAUCUGAUCACAGAAGUUGCUGCGUUCACAGAAAUGUUUCGAGAAGGUGCUUAGAUUGGUGCCGUGGAGAACCAGUUUUGAAUAAUAAAGCUUGUAUACUGUCAUAUACAAAGCAGAUUAUUAGUUGUUUCCAUGAAGGAAGGGAGAAGCUACCAGGUCCUCCACAGAACGUACACGUUGACUUUAUCGAUUCGCAUAGUGUUAACAUUAAUUGGGAUGCACCGAACAAAAAUCCUCAUACAGUCGAACUUUAUAGAGUAAUGCUCAAGUCUAGUGAUCCACAUAGCAAAGAAAACUACAAAGAAGAUACGCCCACUACUCAUAUAAAAUUCGAAAAUCUUAAAGCUGGCUCAACUUACUCGGUCAUGGUCAAAGCCGGAAAUAGCAAAGGAACCUCCACUUUAACUGAACCUUUGAAAUUCACCAUGAGCGACAAGUAUAUUACCUCGGCCGCUAGUCAGGAAGGUCACGAUGGCCAUGUUGGAGUCAUCGUAGCAGUGGUCUUAGCCCUGGUUGUCGUGGCGGCGAUAUUUGCCGGUGCCGUUUGGUUCAUGAGGACGAGGAAAAUGCUCGGCAUCAAGAAUUCUAACGGAAUCGCCUUCGAGAACCCUAGUUACUUGAGAGAAGUUAAUAUGGAUCAUAUACAGGUUCCACAAAGGGACACAGAAACCAGCCAGCUUUCAAACGGAAGCGCCAACGGUAUAGCAGUUUCUACAUCCUCAGGUGGACCCGGUUGGAAAAACGAGUCUCUUCACGUGCCUGCGCAACACGAGGUUAAUCCAACCCUCUACGAAGAAUUAAAAUUGGGACAAGACGGUGCUGGUUUCAAGAGAUUGAAGCCCUAG